AUGUUUUACAGCAAGGACCUGCUGGGCAAGAGGUCGCCCCUGGGCGCCAUUUGGGUGGUGGCGCACGGGAAGCGGCUGGGGAAGGCGAAGCUCCUCGGGAUCGACCUGCAGGACUGCAUCGAGAAGAUCAUCCACCCCGACGCGCCGCUGAGUCUGCGGUUGAGCGCGCUCCUGGCGGGUGGCUGCGCGGUGGUGUUCUCGAAGCAGGUCGGGUACUUGCACGACGACACCCUGAGCACCAUGAACAAGGUGAACAGCGCACUGGUGGCUCCUCAGUCGGACGACGAGACGAUGGCGGAGGAGGGCCAGAAGAAGUCGAAGAAGCGGACGAAAAAGCGCAAGAGGGGCGCCGUGAACAUCAACCUCACGCAGGGCGACGUGGUCAACCAGCUCCAGUUCCUCACGGCGCCGGACAACCUCAUGCAGGACCUCCUGCUCGUGGACGAGCAGCGCGUCUUCGGGGACCCCCUCACGGACAGCCUCGAGGCCGUGCACACGCCUGGGCAGUCCGGCGUGUCGCCUGGCAGCUUCCGGCUCUUCCACAGCGGCAACGGCGGCACCAGCUCCGGGGAACGCGGCUUCGGCGCGUCUGGCGACAUACUCGACGCCAACCACGGCCGCUUCGCCGUCGACGGCUUCGGGGGCGACCUCGACGUGCCGUUCGACAUGCCCGAAAUCGGCGGCGACAACCACCCCCGCAACGACAACGACUUUGCCGCGUUCGAGGACGGGCGCCAGGACGAGAUCGUCGGCUUCGGGGACGGCGCCCCCGAGGUCUACGACGACGUCAUCGUCCCGGAUCCCGAGGACGGCGGCGAGCGCGGAGACGGCGCCGCCGCCCCAGCGGCCCGCAGGAAGGCGGGGGGUGUCAAGCGUUCGGCCAAGAGGCGCAAGACGACGGCCGACGAGCCGGGGGAGCUGCAGGUGCCCCCCGAGGAGUUCUACCUCCGCCUGCACGACACGGCGGACCUCGUGACGGACCGCCCGAAGCACCGCCCGGCUGCGGCCGACGUCAGCGCGACGCAGCUGCGCGGCCUCCUCGCGGCGCCGCGCCUGGCCACCGACGACGUCCUCCCGCCGAACGCGCCGCUCCUGGAUCUGCUCGGCCCGCUCGCGGUGACGCUGCACGGCAAGGGCAAGUCGAAGCGGGCGCAGCGGAGGACGGACGCGGCGGCGAACGAGGGGGGGGGUGUGUCGCCGGAGAGGCCCCCCGCGGAGGAGUUCGUGCUGGGGCACGACGGCGGCGCGUUCGACUUCGUGCACGAGGGCGCGCAGCUGGACGGGAGGGGGGAGUUCGGCGCGGAGCAUGACGUGAUACACGACGACGGCCCGAUUCAGGAGGAGGGGGGGUUCGGAGACACCCCCCUUCGGGAGGGCGACGGCGCGGUGCUGCCGGCGGUGCUGGCCGGCGAGGACAUCGAGGUGGAGCAGCUGCGGCGCGCGCUGACCACGCCGAGCGCCAGGGCCAGUCCGACUGACUUUGCAAACCUGGGGUUGGGCGUACAGCGGUCGGACGGACAGGGGAGCGGGGGCCCGAGCGGCGGACCCGCGCAGCCCGGCGCGUCGUCCGGCGGCGCGACGCCCAACGCCAGCUCGGGCAUGAAUUCCGACGGCGUGCGCGCCGACACGCUGGACGAGAUGCUGCGGAUCGACUCCGGCGACGUCCUCGCGGAUCGCGACGCGGACGCGCUGCCGGGCAGCGGGACGCAGGCGCUGGGGCUGGAGACGGAGCGGCCGACGCAGGACGCGCCGCUGCUGCCGGGCGCGACGCGCGCGACGCUCGCGGUGGUGGCGCUGUUCGCGGCCAAGUUCGGCGUGUGCAGGGACAAGGGCCUUCCGGAGGAGAUCUCGUUCGCGCACGUAGCCGCGCCGCUGAGCCGGUCCGAGGCGGCGAAGCUGUUCCUGCACGUGACCGCGUGCGUGUCGCAGGGUCUGGUGGUUGCGGACCAGGCGGGCCCGUACGAGGACAUCGUGAUCACGCCGGGCGCCAUGAUGGGCGCCGCGUGA
Messenger RNA from Pedinophyceae sp. YPF-701, 2007 nucleotides. The record is from the annotation of a GenBank genome assembly. Lineage: Eukaryota; Viridiplantae; Chlorophyta; Pedinophyceae.